UGUUAUUUUCCAUUCACACUUAUGGAAUCACUUAGAAAACAAUAUGUCAAGGAAGUUCAUGAACGGGACAGACUGAAACGUGAUAUUGAGAUUUCCCAAUCUGUCAUUUCAAAAUUAUCCAGUGAUAUCAAUACACUGUCAAAGGAAGUGGAGACUUAUUAUUUGGAAAAGAAAUGGGGUCCUGAUGGAACCGAGAAGAAGGGCGUAGACCCAGAAACAGAAACUCUGGCCAUAGUGGAACAAAUGAAAGGUUCUCCUGAGCUUGUGGAAGACGCUGUCAAUUCACUACGACAAACUCAAGCAAAGCUCAACGCUGAAAUUACUGAGGUCAAGUCAGAACUCAUGAAGCUGCGAGAGGGCAUGUGAUACCAAGAAAUGUUAUUUAUCACUUCUUGACUUACCACGGUUGAAGACUAUCAUCAGAAAGUUGAUUGAUCUAUUUGUGGUCUGGUAUUCAGAAUCUAAGCUACGUUACAAAGAUCACUCCACACAUGAUGUACACUUCAACCGAAUCAUAUUUAUUUUUUUAUAUUCAGUUAAAAGAAAAAAGUAUUUACAUUUUUAUUACAAAGUUAUUUUGUACACCACUCCCAUAGUAGACAUAUGGCAAGAGACUCAAAUAGAUCUUAUGGAAACUGAAACGAUAUGAAAAGUAUUGUGACCUACAAAAGAUGACAAGUGAUUAUGUUGUGUGGAAUUCUCCAAGCCUCAACUGAUUUCUGCCAUUGGUGGCGUUGUUGAGGGAAGAAUAUUUAGCAUGAGAAAUGUGCGAUGGGAUGUAAUUCUGUUAAAAUUAUCUGAAUAAAUCGCAAAAAACAAAGUAAAACAAA
This is a messenger RNA of Saccoglossus kowalevskii, 830 nucleotides long. RefSeq lists its product as uncharacterized. The record is from RefSeq and is a predicted model, not a curated record. NCBI's taxonomy places the organism in Eukaryota, Metazoa, Hemichordata, Enteropneusta, Harrimaniidae.